This is a messenger RNA of Staurois parvus, 1546 nucleotides long. The record is from the annotation of a GenBank genome assembly. Lineage: Eukaryota; Metazoa; Chordata; Amphibia; Anura; Ranidae.
AUGGGUCCGACCGGCCUGCUGGGCCUCCUCCUCCUGCUGCACUGGCCUCAGAUAUAUGCAAGCAAAGGAAUUUUGCGCUCAGUUGUCAUUGGGGAUCCUGCAACCGCAAAGGAUUACUGUGUUACAUACAAUUCAACAUGGACAACACUUCCACCAACCUAUACAAAUGCUAGCUUUUACAGGUUGUUAAACUUGAGCUCCGUGUGGCUGUGCAGCCCUUCAGAUGUUCCCAGUGCAGGAUUUCAGGACAUGGCAGUCGUUGUGAUGGAUGGAAACUGCUCUAUGAUGGAUAAAGCUAUUCUGGCUCAGAAAAACAAUGCUAAAAUGCUGCUUCUUGCUACUAAAGAAGGUCUGCCUGCUCCACAGGACAGCAAAAGCAGCCUCUUGACAAUACAGAUUGCAUAUGUAAAAUAUGGAGAUGUCCUAAACAUGGCACAGGUGGUUGGAAAGGAUAUUGCUGUGGGUAUGUACUCCCCUUCACUCACACAGUUUGAUUUCAGCCUGAUGGUUAUUUUCCUUAUCUCUGUGUUCACUGUGGCAUUGGGUGGUUACUGGAGUGGACUGUCUGAGAUGGAAGACUUAAGACCCUCUCCAAGUGAAGAUGAAUGUGAAGGAAGGAAAAAGAAAGAUGAAAAUGUGACAUUUACACCUUUCACUGUUAUUCUGUUUGUUGUCAUUUGUUGCGUCAUGCUGCUUCUCCUGUACUUCUUCUACAAAUGGCUAGUGUAUGUUAUCAUUUGUGUGUUUUGCCUGGCAUCUGCAAUGAGUUUGUUCAACUGCCUUUCUGCGUUGAUCCGGAAUAUCCCAUAUGGAAGAUGCAGAGUUUCAUGCUUCAAUAAAAGUGCUGAAGUGAGGCUCCUUUUCUUGGCUGCCUUCUGCAUAGCUGUGUCGGUGACCUGGGCAGUGUUCCGAAAUGAAGAUAGAUGGAUAUGGAUAUUGCAAGAUAUUUUGGGAAUUGCAUUCUGCCUCAACUUUAUAAAGACUCUGCGAAUGCCAAAUUUCAAGGCCUGUGUGAUCCUACUUGGACUCCUUCUUCUAUAUGAUGUGUUUUUUGUGUUUAUAACUCCAUUCAUCACAAAAGAAUGGUGAGAGCAUCAUGGUUGAAGUUGCAGCUGGGCCCUCGGAAAAAGCAGAAAAGUUACCUGUAGUCAUUAGGGUACCUAGGCUUCAGUACUGUGCUCUGACUUUGUGUGAGAUACCUAUGUCCUUGUUGGGCUUUGGAGAUAUAAUUGUGCCUGGUCUUUUGGUUGCUUAUUGCAAAAGAUUUGAUGUUAGAUCAGCCACUUCAAGUAUUUAUUAUAUAUCCUGCACCAUCGCUUAUGCUGUGGGGAUGGUCUUGACAUUCAUCAUUUUAAUGGUGAUGAAGAUGGGCCAGCCAGCUCUCCUGUAUCUGGUGCCAUGUACCCUUCUGACUAGUUCUGUUAUUGCCUGGAGAAGAAAGGAAAUGAAGAAGUUCUGGAAUGGAGGAAGUUAUGAGAUAAUGGAGCAAACAGACAAUGCUGUUAAUGAAGAAAAUAUUACAGGAGAAGCACAAGAAGAGCAGUGA